GAACUUGAGAGCUCGACCAGAUGAUCAACAAGGCAACGGAUAUAUCAAGCUCCAAAGAAAAGAAGAGGACUGUCGUUGCUCUCCGAUUCGAGACUGGUUCUUGAAUGUUCCUAUCAUUGUUCUGGAAGAGAUUGCUCUGCAUCCGCUGUCUAAACAGAACUCUGAAGUAGAUGAAUUGCAUCUCAUAUGUUGUCAAGCUUUGAGCGGUGAUUACUUUGCACGAGAAACCAAACAGAUUCUUCGGACCAGUUAUGAAUGGGAUCUUUUACCACGUUCUGUGGGACCGUUGCGAGAUAGCUGGCUUCGGUGGCAACGACGCAACGGAACAAUGCCUGCUUCGGUGACUUUUGCACUUCAUAGGUUGAACUCGCGUUGCAGGAUUUGUUCUGCUUCAUUUUCGGACAAGUCCGAAAUUUCUUGGGAUGCACAGUGUCAACGUGCAUUAGAUGAUUUGCAUGAAAAUCAACUUGGAGAUAUCGAUGAUUGCCUGGAUCACAAUUUGCACCCACAUUUGCCAUUCGCAAUUCUGCCUCCGGAUGACGUGGAAGCUUUGCUGUUUCAUUUUGGCCUUUCUUUGGUUUUCAAAUCGACCAAGAAGUACGACACUGACUCUUCUUCGAAAGUUCAUCACCGUCGUUGGGGCCGUGGACUACUUCAGCCAACACGAGGUAUUGUGGUUGAUAUGGAAGUGCCCAAUGUGACGCAAGAGGAACUACUUCGUUUGCCGGAGUAUUGGUCCUUGUAUGAGCAGCAUGUGGGCACAAUGCAUCAUUUGCCUGCUUGGGUUCGUCGUUUCUUUGAAAGUUUUCCUUGGACGUCGCAAAGGUUGCAAGCUUUCAUUCAAAGUGCCUGCUUUGGUGAACAUACUUCGGAGCCGGAUGUGGAACGUGAUGAAACACGAACUGUCGUGGACCUUGGUAUCAUUUCUGAAGAUGAAGAACUUACUGGCGCUGCUGUUGCAGAACACAAAGAUGUCCAGAUGAUGUCGUCGACCGCGUCAUCUAGCUCGAGGCCGCCUCAAGCAGCACCUGCUUCGGAUGAUUCCAUAUUUCGUGACAUCGAUUGCGAUGUGUCACCGCCUCUGCUUCAAUUUCCUGACGAUCUUUGCAUGACCCGUCAAAGUGAAGGCUAUCAACGUGGAGUGGCAUGUUGGUCUCAGGAAGACGUCAGCAAUGAGAGUGAAUCUGGCAGUGAUGACCCGAUCUCAGAGAGUGAGCCCGUACCAAAUGCAGUCAGCUCAAGCAACAGCGCUGUGCGAGGUCCUCUGAAGGCCUAUGUUGCCUCGAAGCGUGCGCACAAAUAUGGCUUUUGCUCAAUUCAUAAUGUCCCUUUUCGUUUGCACCUGGUGAAAUCAGGACCAAACACCGGUCAAUUUUGGGUUCGAUGUGCCAAGUUUUGGACACGUUUAGAGAAUGGAAAGCCAACACAAGGGCAUGCGUACAAAGGAUCCUUGGAUGCCCUGCCAAAGGGGGCUUUGAGAGCACAGAAGGACAUGCAGCAGCACAUUCGCUUCCAGCUGCAGCACGGUCCUCAAGUUGAGAAACACUAGACUUGACUCGAUUCCAAACCUCUCUUGCUGAAGAGUGG
This is a messenger RNA of Cladocopium goreaui, 1587 nucleotides long. The record is from the annotation of a GenBank genome assembly. NCBI's taxonomy places the organism in Eukaryota, Dinophyceae, Suessiales, Symbiodiniaceae.